AUGGAGGAUUUAAGGACGAGGUACGAAAGAUUGUUAGAGGCACGGAAGAAUGCCAAGACAAGUGAGAAUAUGGUUGGGGAAUGUAUGACGUUCUGCCCUGAGCUCGAAGGGUUGGAACGAGUACUCAACAAUGAUGUAUCGCCCUAUGAAACAGAAGUAAUGAUUAAGAAGUACCGCAAGGUAUCUUCAGAAACACCCUGCAUUCUCCCAGAGGACAUAAGACCAAUGGAGGUGUUGUUGAGUGUAAUUAACCAUGUUAUUAGGUUGUGUGCUAGUGACCAGAGCCUGCAAAUGUAUAGAUUUGCAGAGAACAGGACCCGGGCAAUUAUAUCGGAUAUGAAAAUUCAGGGAGAGAGGGGAAAGGAUGCAAUCGAGGUACUUGAAAAGAUCGUUAGAUUUUACAUCGUUUUUCGGUAUCUUUUAUAUGACCAUCCUCACUUCAAUAAGGAUAUGAAUUUAGGCCAGCUUAAGGUGGUGAUGGAUAGUCUCGUAAAGUUGUAUGACUUGGAGGAGGCUGGAUGGUGCGAAAAGGAUAGGAAGGAAGAGUUUUAUUGCUAUCAUAUUAUAGCCACAAUGGGGGAGAGAUGUCCCUUUCGGAUCCAGAGAUGGGAUGAUGGGCCAAGAGUCAGGUUGUCUAUGGAAAUCACAAGGAAAUACAUGCAAAAAAAUGGAGCGGGGUUCUUCAAGCUCCUAAGAAAGCUUGACUGCAUUGCAUUCUGCUUAGCACAAUCUUUUGCAGGAGAAGUUAGGGCGAGGUGUAUACAGAUGUUCCGAAAGUCUUUAGCAGAAAAAGUGAGUAUUGAGUUCCUUGAAGAUAUUUUGUGGGCCAGGGGAUCGGAGGCCGAGGAGUUUCUGAGGAGGAAUGGAAUUGUAGUGAAAUCUGGAAAGGCGGAUUUUGAAGAAAGAAGAGGAGGUGAGGAGUACGAGAAAGAGGGCCUCUAUAGUAGAAGAAUAGAAAUAAACAUAAAAAGGCCCGAGAUGUUUAUGCUGCAUGGAUGUGUUGAUUAUAGGAUCUUGAGCAUCAUUCUCUCUGCAUUGCUUUGGAAAAAGCUAAGGGACUCUAAACUGACUUCCCACGCCCAGUGUCCACAAAGUCAAGGAAAGUAUCAUUCUAUGGAAAGUAGGGCUGUAGUAAGGAAAAUGUGUGUUGUUAUACUUGAAGAGGUUGUAAAAAAAAUUGCUGUGCAAGUAUUCUCCAGAGUCAUGCUUUUGAAUACGCUGAAGGGAUAUCUUAUUAAAUGGAAAGAGUUAGCAAAAAGAAAGCAUGAUAGUGCUUUGGACGAGAAUAAGUACCUGCUAUUGAUAAUUUUGGACAAAGAGAUACCUUCUGUUUCCUUCAUAGGAUGUAUUAACACUUCUGUACUGAAAAGCCUUGCACCUGUAAUAACAUACAUUGAAAAGGUAAGUGUGGAUGAAAUGCUGAUGUACAAUCUAUGUGUCUUUUCGACUUUGAAGAACAAACAUGAAGAACUAUAUGCCAGGUAUCGGAUGAUCAACCUUAUUGUUGGGACUCCGCAAAGCCUGUCUAGAAGAGUACAUGAGAUUUAUGAAAGAGCGGUAAAUGCAUCUAAGACAAAGAAGUCUACCUUAUUUACUCUUAUUGAUGGGAUGAACAAAGUGCAAACUAUAGAAACAAUAGUCAAGCUUAUAGAUAAUGGAAAGAAUGGAGAUAUCAUGGAAAGAAAUCUCGCUUUAUUGUAUGAAGGAAAGCCGCUUAUUGAGUGCGAUGUGUACUAUGAAGAGGGGAGAACGGCUUAA
Messenger RNA from Encephalitozoon romaleae SJ-2008, 1758 nucleotides. Its product is annotated as nuclear protein export factor. The record is from RefSeq and is a predicted model, not a curated record. The coding region runs from base 1 to 1758 and encodes 585 amino acids. The transcript has a single exon. Gene Ontology annotation, biological process: mRNA export from nucleus. NCBI's taxonomy places the organism in Eukaryota, Fungi, Microsporidia, Unikaryonidae. Gene Ontology annotation, cellular component: transcription export complex 2; cytoplasm; nucleus.